Molecule: messenger RNA, 1140 nt
Organism: Lactuca saligna
Lineage: Eukaryota; Viridiplantae; Streptophyta; Magnoliopsida; Asterales; Asteraceae
Source: the annotation of a GenBank genome assembly
AUGACAGCAAAAGAGAGUUCAAUUUGGUUAUCAGUUUUGAGCCGUGAAGAAGCUCUGAUUUUACAGUCUAGCGGCGAUAAUGGCGGCUCGGGGAUCACCGGAACACCUUCCGGCGGUGGCCGGCCGGAAAAAACCCGCCCGGAAAACAGCUACGAUAGUGACUACGAUGUUGACGGGGUUGAAAACGGCGGCGGUUCGGUUUCUUCCAAAGACGACAGACGACGCGAUACACCGGAGGCGGCGGCGGUGCCGCUGGCGGCACCACCGCGUAAGAAGAGGAAACGGGAGAAGUCAAAGGUUGACCAAGUGGAACGGGACGGUGUUCCGGAUAUAAAUGAAAUGGAUGUAUCGUUGAUUGAAUAUCCGGUGUUGCCGGAAAAUCAUCCGCUAAUGACUGAUGCUGUCGCCGGAGUAGAAACUCCGGCGAACAUGGUUCUGUAUCCACCGCCACCACCACCACCACCGGUGGUGGUUCAAGAUUCCGAUUAUAGACCUCAGAGUUUAGUUGACUACCGCUUGUUUGUUCCGGUGAUUGAAGGGCGGAAUCCGGUGAAUGAGUUCCAGAUGAGACCGGAAUAUUCUUCAGAACCACCGGGAAAUGUAAACCCAAUUGUAAUCACAGGCGGUGGAAGUGGUGGUGGUGGUGGUGGUGUAGAGAUUGUUGAAAAAGAAGGAUAUAAUGAGGGACAAAUUUUGAUUUUCUGCUUGAUGAUGACCUCAUACAGUAUUUCGGAGCUUAAGUUUUCAAAAUUGUAUGAUGAAUAAUGCAAAGAUUAGAAGCAUGGCGUUAUUUGGCUGAUGUUUUCGAUACUUUAUAAAGAAUGUAAGGUUAUAGUUUUUUGUUUUUUUUGCCAAUUUUGGUGGUAGAAUAAUGAAUGAAUGAAUGAAUGAUCUGUAACAGUUGCAUGUAAAAUGGAUCUCUUUUUUCAGUUUUUGUGAUUAUUAACUUUUUUUUUUCUUUUUGGUUAAAAAAUUCCGUUAGAAUUUGGUGGUGUUAACAAAUGUAUAGCUUGUUUUGACGUUUUUAAAUAUUAAAUUAUCGUAUUUUAUAUUUAUAUAAUUUGUUUGAAAGUUAAAGCUCGAGUUGUACUUGUAGAUGCUUUUGUCAUUGACACUCUCGAGCUUUGCUUGAUUUGGUUC